CAAUAAUUCUUCGCGCGGGAGAUAACUCCUCCAUUUCACCUUCCUAUUAGCGUCCGUGACAUCGCUAACGGCAGAGCGAGGCUUUUGUCCUCUGUGUUUCGACGCGACUUUUUUUUUACGAAAACUAUUAAUUGCUGCUUUGCUGAAAAGAAACAUAGAGACUAACUAUCUUUUCUGUUGAGAGAGUUUUAUUGUGCCUGAUUUUUUCCGGUCGUUGAACUCGCGGCUUUUUCCGUUUCCUUUUAUAAGGCAUAACAUUUCAUUCUUUAACGACACAAGAUGAAAAAAGAUAUUGAAACAGAAUCUGCAGCAUUGGAUGAGGUCGAAGGCUCACUCGAGCCACCAACGUUCGAAGAUGCCGGCCAAGCAAUCUCUCAGGGUAAACGACAUCUACUUGUACGUGAUUAUAGUUUGGCAGUUUCAACUCUUGCUGAAGGUGUUGGAAUGCUUGCCAAUCAGCAUGGAGAAAUGGCUGAUGAGCUAGCCGAGCCCUAUGUGCUCUAUGGAAAAGCUUUGCUCUUUUUGGCUAGAGAGGAAGCUGGUAUUCUUGGAACUGGUGUUCCAUGUGCUGAGGAAGAGGAUGAGGAGGAAGAUGAAGUAGAAGAGCCUGACGAGAAAGACAAAGAGAAAGAUACAGAAAAUGUUAAAAAAGCUGUCACGGAAGAAACAAAUACUGAAGCUGAUAAGGAAAAAGAAAAAUCCGUCGAAGUUAAAGAAAAACCAGCAGCAGAAAAAUCUAAAUUAGAAGAACCUGUUGCAGGAGGAAGUGGGUCAUCCAGUGCAGGACCAAGUGAUACAUUGACUUCAAAGAUGAAUGGUGAAGCAUCCACUUCUGGUUUUCAGAAAAAUGGCGAGGUACACGAUAACAGCGAUGACGAAUGUGAAGAUGGGGAUGAUGUGGAUGGGGAAGAUGAUGAUGCUAAUAGUAACCUAAGGAUUGCAUGGGAGGUUCUUGAAUUAGCCAAGCUUAUCCUUAUCAAGCGUGGACCACCUGGAUGGAAAUUGCUCGCUGAUACUCACAGGCUACUGGGGGAAAUUUCAAUGGAAGGUGGAAAUCAACCUGCAGCUCUCACUGAUCUAAAUGCUUGCUUGGAUUUUUUGAAAAAGAUUGAGCCUGUUGAUCCAAGAAGUAUGGCUGAAACGCAUUAUCAGUUAGGUUUGGCAUACUCUCUUGGCAACGACUUUGAUGCAAGUAUAGAGCAAUUUUCGAUGGCUACUUCACUUCUUCAAACGCGUAUCAAAGAUCUGGAAUCAUCUACCGAGGAAACGGCGGCCGAGGAGAUCAAGGAACUAAAAGAGCUGCUCCCGGAAAUUCAGGACAAGAUCACCGAUAUGAAAGAUUUCAAGUCAGAAGCUGCCAAGUUGGUUCUUGAGAAGAUCAAAGCUAUAAGCGGUGGUAGUUGUUCCAAUGGUGCUGAUUCCAGUGGCGAAGGCACUUCGUCCUCGUCUAGCGCGACAAUUACGUCGACGAAAGAAGUCAAACAAGCCAGUGAUAUCUCACAUCUUGUUAGAAAAAAGAGGAAACAGGAGAAUGACGAGGAAGAGGAGGCUACUAGCUCACCAUGCAAAAAACCUUUGUGUGAAAAGUCCGCGUAAACUAUUUUCCGUUUAAUUCUUUUUGUUUAUUGUCUUGAUGUAAGUUUUUUUUUUUUUUUUUUUUAAUUUUAAACCAUGUAACACUUUCAAUAAACGAUCACCUUUAGUAAUAGUCUCACCAGUAUAGUGGAUAAGUUUGUAAAGAUUAGACUGUAAGUUCACACUUUCCUUUUUCCAGAUUUUGUUACUUGUACGUAACAGUGAAAUCGUGCGAUUCAUGCUUUUUUUUAUAAAUGCUGUCAACAAAUUUCAAAUACGUUAAGAUUACUGUAUUUUUAAAUAUCUCAUUAACUUAAGUUGAAACUUCUGAUAAUAAAGAACAAAUAAACGAUUUUAAGCUGUCUCUAA
Phymastichus coffea is the source of this 1944-nucleotide messenger RNA. RefSeq names its product histone-binding protein N1/N2 (gene Nasp). Gene Ontology annotation, cellular component: nucleoplasm. Bases 280 to 1596 code for a protein of 438 amino acids. Gene Ontology annotation, biological process: DNA replication-dependent chromatin assembly; CENP-A containing chromatin assembly. The record is from RefSeq and is a predicted model, not a curated record. Gene Ontology annotation, molecular function: histone binding. The transcript is spliced from 6 exons. Lineage: Eukaryota; Metazoa; Arthropoda; Insecta; Hymenoptera; Eulophidae.